Molecule: messenger RNA, 2169 nt
Organism: Ochlerotatus camptorhynchus
Lineage: Eukaryota; Metazoa; Arthropoda; Insecta; Diptera; Culicidae
Exons: 3
Coding region: 1-2169 (722 amino acids)
Source: RefSeq, a predicted model, not a curated record
AUGGCAACAACGGAUCGUUUGGAGGAACUACUAUCCCGGUUUUGGUCCAUAGAGGAGGUUGAGUUGAUCAACAACUUUUCUCCAGAAGAAUCCCGCUGUGAAGCAAUGUUUGCGACCCACCAAUGCUCAUCCAAGGUUUUGCUGGCAACAGCGGCUGUCAUAGUUCAGGAUGAUGACGGCAAUCGGAUUCCAGCUCGAGCUCUUCUAGACUCUGGAUCGGAGAGCAAUUUUAUCUCAGAGCGUCUCAGCCAGCGUCUGAAGAUAACUCGCCGAAUAGUGGAUAUUUCGGUUCUUGGCAUUGGUCAGGCAGCUACCAAGGUCAAGCAACAAGUCUCAGCAAUGGUUCGAUCACGGCUAUCAGAGUAUUCACGCCAAAUGAACUUCCUAGUUCUGCCGAAGGUUACGGUGAACCUGCCGACUACCACCAUCAACACAUCCGGUUGGACACUUCCAGAAGGAAUCGAACUUGCUGACCCAUCGUUCUGUAUAUCCUCAGGGGUGGAUAUCGUCCUGGGGAUAGAAGCAUUCUUCGACUUUUUCGAAAUGGACUAUCCAAGGACGCUAACCUACGGGAACAGUACGUUUAUGGAGAAGAACGUGCAAUUAGGUCACAUGCGGAAGGUCGAAGGAGCACAAGGAUCCAUUAAACGCUGUUUUCUUCCACAUCAUCCGGUGGUGAAGGAGGCCAGCACCACCACCAAGGUCCGCGUGGUGUUCGACGCAUCUUGUAAAACGUCUACGGGAUUGUCGUUGAACGAUGCAUUGCUGGUAGGGCCAGUACUACAGCAAGAUCUUCGAUCCAUAAUCCUUCGUUGCUGCACGAAGCAAAUCAUAUUAGUCGCUGACGUGGAAAAAAUGUUCCGCCAGAUCUUCGUUAUUUCCAUAGAUCGACCACUCCAAUCCAUCUUCUGGCGUCCAUCACCAUCAGAGGAGGUAGGCAUUUAUGAGCUGAACACUGUCACUUACGGAACGAAACCAGCUCCGUUCCUAGCAACUCGCACACUCAACCAGUUGGUAAUGGACGAAGGCGAUCGAUAUCCACUGGCAGUUGCUGCGGUUACCGAAGAUACGUAUAUGGAUGACGUGAUCACGGGCUGCGAUACUCUGGAGGAGGCCAAAAAGCUGCAGAUUCAGCUAGACGGAAUGAUGAGCAGCGGUGGUUUUCAGCUCAGAAAAUGGGCAUCGAACUGUGCAGGAGUCUUGCACGGAGUUCCCGAAGAGAAUCUUGCGAUCCGUGCAUCCGAAGGAAUCAAUCUCGAUCCAGACCCUUCCGUCAAGGCGUUAGGACUAACCUGGCUCCCUAAUUCCGAUGUUUUCCGGUUUCAGUUUGAUAUUCCGCCUAUCAAUCCUGACGAAGUACUCACAAAACGUCGGGUUCUCUCGAUCAUCGCCACGUUGUUUGAUCCAUUGGGAUUCAUCGGUGCCACUAUUACAGCUGCUAAGGUCUUCAUGCAGAUUUUGUGGACUUUGGAGGAUGAAGACGGCAAGAGGUUACAUUGGGAUAAGCCGAUACCUUCGACGGUGGGUGAGUCUUGGAGAAAAUUUCACAUCCAACUACCGAUCCUCAACGAUAUCCGCAUAGAUCGUUGUGUGAUCAUUCCUCAAGCCAUGCAGAUCGAGAUUCACUGCUUCUCGGAUGCGUCGAUGAAGGCAUACGGUGGAUGCCUCUAUAUACGAAGCCAGGAUCAGGAUGGAAAUGUCAAGGUUCAACUUCUCACUUCCAAAUCCAAAGUAGCUCCUCUGAAAUCUCAAUCCAUUCCACGAUUGGAGCUUUGUGGUGCACUGUUAGCUGCACAAGUUCUCGAGAAGGUUCUACAGGCUACCAAACUUACUGUCCGCACGACGUUUUGGGUAGAUUCAACGUGUGCUCUUCGCUGGAUACAGGCUUCUCCGUCUAAUUGGUCUGUAUUCGUCGCAAACAGAGUAGCGAAAAUCCAGGCGAUUACGGAAGGUUGCGAAUGGAGGCACAUUGCGGGUGCUGACAAUCCGGCAGAUUUGGUUUCGAGGGGAAUCGGACCGAAAGAUAUACUCAACAACAACUUUUGGUGGCAUGGACCAAGCUGGCUAGCUCAGGAUCGAAACACUUGGCCAAUCUCAGUGGACACUCUGCCUGAGGAGGAAUACGAAGACGAAAAAAGACGAACGGCAGUUGUCAGCUUCAGCGGUUGA